Schistocerca piceifrons (Central American locust) is the source of this 3826-nucleotide messenger RNA. Its product is annotated as Krueppel-like factor 3. Lineage: Eukaryota; Metazoa; Arthropoda; Insecta; Orthoptera; Acrididae. Gene Ontology annotation, molecular function: RNA polymerase II cis-regulatory region sequence-specific DNA binding; DNA-binding transcription factor activity, RNA polymerase II-specific. The annotation marks the transcript as partial. Gene Ontology annotation, biological process: regulation of transcription by RNA polymerase II. The transcript has 2 exons. The record is from RefSeq and is a predicted model, not a curated record.
GCCUCCGGAGACUACGGCGACAGCCUCCGCCGCCGCAAGGUCCACCGCUGCGACGUCGCCGGCUGCGACAAAGUCUACACCAAGAGCUCCCACCUCAAGGCGCACAAGCGCACGCAUACAGGCGAGAAACCGUACCAGUGCAUGUGGGACGGGUGCACGUGGAAGUUCGCGCGCUCGGACGAGCUGACGCGCCACUUCCGCAAGCACACGGGCCAGAAGCCGUUCAAGUGCCACCUGUGUCAGCGCUCCUUCUCGCGCUCCGACCACCUGUCGCUGCACAUGAAGCGCCACUGAGAAGACGAGCCGUCGCGCCGCUGCCGAGUCUGCGACAGUGCCUGCGUCCGUCGCGGCUGCCAACACCUUCCGCACUAAAGAAGACACGUGAAUGUUCUAAGGCACCUUCACUAAAGUCGGGGACGCUACCGGUCGAUGUCUCCGCGUCGUCUCACUGUUUCGUCACGAUUGACCUUCCUCCUCGUUUCUGCCCGCCAGUGUCGAGAGAUCAGAAAACUCGUGUCUGCUGCCAGGGUUUCCCCCACCGAGAACUACUUUUCUCUUUAGAUUUACUGGAUAUAUGUGUAACACCUUGCCAGCCUGUGGAGUGGUUACGUACACCUUCUUAACCUAUGGCGAAAACGCAACUUCGUUUAAAAACAAAUUACGGAAUUCAGACAAUAUCAAGCUCGAUACCGGUGCCAAGAAAGCUAUAUAGAGUCCAAAGAUUUUUUGGUGCGCGUGGCACGAUGACCGGAGUUUUACACCAGCGAGUCUCGCAUCCUUAGACUCCAAAGUUGAGUAUGAAACGGCCUGCUUUUAGAUACCCAUUCGAGCGUGCCCAAGAUUGCUUCCAGCAGUAAAUUCGUUGUGUAGCAGCCAGCUGGAAGAGAACAGUCCUAGUCGCCGCCAGUUCGCAAGUUUAACAUCCACGUGUCUCCCGCCAGAGCACUUCGCUGAUUGGGAGAUGUCGUUCCAAAAUAGCUAGAGAGUCGGAUAGAGCGAACAAAUGACGCGAGAGCUUGCACGUACUGCCUUUGCAGCCCAGCAGCUGGCGCUGAGCGCAGAUGUCGGACCGCACGGGGCGCAGUGGCCAGCCCGCCCGUCUGCCACCUGUUAGGGUUCCGCUGGAACCAGUUCCUCCACACUCAGCGCGCAGCCGGCGGUGUCGGCAGCGUUCCGGCACGCCUCCGCUCUCGUCCAAACGAAUUCGUCGCUGCCCCGCCGUCGCGUCUCAAAUUGUCUGCCGACUCCAGGUACUUACCUCUCUGCAUGUGUACUUUCCGUCCAACGACAGUCAUUAAAACGGCUGUCCCCUUUUGCGUCCACGUGUGCCCACGAUUUGCGUUCGAACAGAACAGUUUUCGCUGUGGAGAAAGAUGGUAAUUCAUUUUUCGGCCACGUUGAUAGCAGUUAGACGCAUAAAAACUGUUCGCGUAGAGCUACGUCACUUUUGAGCGAGAUAAACAAAUAGAGAGCAUCGAAGAAAGUACAAAAUCUGCUGAUCCUUCGAUUUAAUGUCUCCUCAAGACCAUUUCACGAUUCACUAAACAGAUAUUGUAUAAACGGCAAUACAACACAAAUUUGUCCAUUGAAAGUGUCAAUUUGUAAUACUUUGGUAAUAUUUUAUUUAUCAGAAGUGUUGUACCAUUUUUAUACACACAGAGGUACCUUUAUACGCAGCUAGUAAUAAUCCAUUCAUAACGUCUAUCAAUUUCAGCAGCUUUACAAGAUCCACUAGUUUCUGUCCUUAAUUAGAGUCCUAAAACCUCGGAUAGCCUUCAUACGUGAGCUUCACAUUCCAUUAAGGAAACUGCCAACUACAAAAGUCUUCCAGUUAUGAAAUCUGCGAUCUUGAAGUAUUUGCACGUAUUGGCUUGGACAAAUUUGACGAUUAAAUUUUCAUUUUUCUUUAAAAAGAAUUGUGCAAAUGUAAUAUAUUCGAAGAGAGUAUUUAACUACAAAUUACUGUGAUCUUAUCUGGGCAGACUGCCAGACGUAAGCAAUCAGUACAUUGUUGCGUAACAUUACUGUGAUAUAACAAUUUGUAAGCAUCAAAGGCCUAAUCUAUACGUUCACUGCAACAUAAUGCUGAGUGCAGAUACAGUUGUAAUGGGAGGGGGAAAUAGUGGAGAUCAGCUUUCAUUCAUGGUCGCUGAAUAAUUACUUAGGAUGUUUUCACACUUUAACUGUGUAUCUGUUAAUUAUCACUAUUGGAGUGGGGUUUAUUCGGCACAGUAGAAGAAGAAUGCAGUGAUACAACUAUUGGAGAACGACUAUGAGGAGUCUGUUGCUAGUUUUUCUUAAUCAUCUCACUUAAUAUUUUAUGGCUUGAAUCGUACUUGAAAAAGGAGGUACACUGGAAUGAAUUUGGACGUUUUUACCUGUGAGUGAUAAGGUUUCACUAUGCUUUGUUUAUCAGCCAGAGAAAUUGGGCACAAAGAGGAAAGAAAACAUCAUUUGUAUUUCGCUUUCAGUGACUGCUACUAUGAAGUGAUUAGUUUAAGAAAUUAAUUUAUUGAAUGUUUCAGCCCUUUGUAAAUACAAUUGUACAGCGAUUGAGAACGUGAGUUUUCUGUAUUGUACAUAUAGACAUAAAUCUAUAUUUUAGGAGAUAUAUUACGUUUUGAUAAUGUACAAAACUGUUAUUUAAUUUUAUCUUUCUUGCGAAAAAAAAAAGAAUCUGUUAAACGUUCUUGCCGAUCAACUGAGAGAUAUCUUAAUAAUUUUUCUUUGAUUCUUGUUAAUAGAAACGACUGGGAUUGGUUAUAAUUGAUAUGGCUGUGGAUAACUGUGUUUUGGGAUUUGAAUUUAAACUGAUAGUAAUUUAUUCGAUGUUGGCUGAAUCAUAUACGCUGAAGCAAUAAGAGGGAACAAAACAGAAGUGAGACUACAGAAUACUGAGCCAGUCUACCUCAGACGGUCACUCCAUACGGCUGCCUUUGCGUGCUUUCAAAGCACACGCAGUCGUGGGGCAGUCACUACACUGGCCUCGCCAGGAUUUAAUUAGCCUCACGCGUAGAAAUGUCUGGCUCAGUGUUCUGUGGUCACAUCCCGAUUCGAGUUAUUAACUUCCGUCCUACGCCUGCUUACGCGGGCGGGUGAGUGCCUGUUUGUCUUCGAGUGGUUGUGUGAGUUUUUGUGUGUGAUAAAGAGGAAAGGCCAGUGAGAGUUGAGGGGAAGCUGUGGAGGGCGCGGACCACCAACUGAGCUAGCGAGCCUGCCGACUUAGUUACCAGAAGGUCCCAUCUCUGAUGUGGGGCGUUGCUGCCAAUGCAGCGCCUCAGACGCUUCUGUCACAUAUUUCUCGCGUGAAAGAGGUUGGUGGUCCGUGUUCCCACUACAGUGUUUUUUUAUUUUAAUAUAUUUCAAAUUUUUUGUUUUUGUUUUUGUCGUUCAUUAAUUUUAUGAUUAUAUCGCCAAGAAGAAAAAGCUAUGCACACCACAGGUCAGUGUCUACUUCUUCGAAAUAAUCUCUGUAAUAUAAUGGUCAGUAUGAGCGCACAUUUCUUUUUCCCAUCGUGUUUGCUACGUUGGUUAUCUUUAUAAUUUAUUUAUGCUAUGUAGUAUUGUCUUUAUUCUUGUAAAUAUGCUGCAUACGUUUUAUGUAUAGUUAUUUUAAGUGAGGCAUUAUGCUAGAAUUUUCGUAGUUCUUUUUAAGCUGGUAAAAGUGUACGUGAAAGUUUGUGGAAUAAAUGUAUGAUUGUUCUGGUUUUAUGCUAAGCCAUCAGAAGAAGGCUUGGUUGCUUGUUACGCAAAAUAACAUUCCAGAUUACAAUAAAAAGUGGUGUAUGUGAAAAGGUAUACUUGCAAAACGAAAUAAAAAAAUAAA